This is a messenger RNA of Teleopsis dalmanni, 1257 nucleotides long. RefSeq lists its product as uncharacterized. The record is from RefSeq and is a predicted model, not a curated record. The transcript has 2 exons. NCBI's taxonomy places the organism in Eukaryota, Metazoa, Arthropoda, Insecta, Diptera, Diopsidae. Bases 96 to 1067 code for a protein of 323 amino acids.
UUAUUUUUAUCUUACAUAGUUUCAAAAUUUUCUCUUCCAACUUCGGGUUGUCUAUAACUCGAUUUUUAAUUUUGGGAAUUCAACUGAAAAUAAUCAUGUGGUUUGCUAAAGUAUUUAAAUGUGUGUACACAACAGCUGUUCAACACACGAUCGCUAAUGCAAAGACUGUGAAGAAACUAUGUGUACCGAAAAUCCAGGCUAAUCCCUUACAUUCCUCUGAUGAAAAUGCUUUGAACCUGAAGAAUAAUACACAUCAGCCAGCGAAUUGCUUGGAAGAGGUUAACAAGUACACUGAAAAAGAAAUGUCAAAUCAUGAUUCUACAGCAUGUGUGGUAAAAGGUGAUCAAUCAUAUAGUUGUUCCGGCUUUGUAUUAACUGAAACGCCCAAUGAAGAGGAUUUUAAAAACUUCACAACUAAACUGCCAUCUGCAAGAGAACACUCACAUGAUAUGCUGAACAAAUGCACAUCAAAAGAUGAGGAAUCAAAUUCUGUUAAGAAUACACAAACGAAAUCAUCUAACACUGCAGCGAAUACGAAAGCCUUGGUCAAAGCUUUCAAAUCGAUAGCCACUUCUAGGUCUAACAGGAGUGUUUUUUCAGGUAAAUUAAAUAAUAAUUUAUGUCCAUUAGCUAUGAGCAGGUUCGGGGUGCAAACGUUUGUACAUCGAAUGUACUCAAAUAAGAGCGGCAAUAAAAUUGACAUAUUCGAUGUUAACUGGGAAGACCAGCAGUCAGAUGAUGACGAGGAGGAAUAUGACGAUCAGGUACGUCUACCAACAAAAUGUUUUUCCAGUCUGCAGGAAUGUCCAUUGACACCCAUUGAUAUCGAUGCAUGGGAGGAUGAGGAUGUAGCUAAGGAGGGAACCCUGCUUAUAAAACCUUAUGCGGAUAAUCCUUUUGAAUAUCCUCCACCACCAAAGAAUCGCACUGGAGAAUACAAGUUUAGAGGCGUCACGGUCGUUCUUCCAAAAUCGUGGCUAACACCAGGACUGUACCGCUAUCGUUAUGACAAGAAAGACAAAGAUGAAUUGGCUGAUGAUAUUCGUGUUAUUAAAUUCCCAAAGUAAAGUAAAAUUUUAUCUGAACGAAGACUUGUAAAAAUGUAUGAAGAAUGGAGAAUGGAAAAAAUUUGAUAUACUUUUGUAAAUCAGAAAAAAACUAGCUAAUUAGUCUGCCCUAGUAAAUUUUAGCGAGUCUUCUAUAUUUUAAUACAUUUUUCCCACAUCAUGCAAAUAAAAUAAAUUUUUGGCAAUGACA